ACCCAAGCCUCCAAGCUCCAAUGUAGCUAUGCCCCUGUUCUAACUUAUCAAACAUCUAAUUCAUCUUUAACCUGAAACAUUAAUUACAAAAUAAGUCCUAUAGUUGAAUUUGGCCAAAACAACUAUUCAUAUACCAUCUUUCUCGUUGACUGAGUGUUCUCAAAAGAGAACUACAUGAUAUUAUAAUAACAAUAAAAAACAACUAAAAGACCCCAUCGUCAGUCGUCACUAGUGGAGCUCGAGCUGUUCUCGCUUGCAAGAUCAAAUCAAAAACCCACCCAAAGAUUUCAGUUCUUCUGCACAGUCGUCUCUCUGAAUCACAACCAUUCUCUGUGGGGAAAAAAACCCAGAAAAAAAAAAUGCAUUCAAAUCACUUGCUGCUGGAGGAGCCAAUCCGGAUGGCCUCCAUAUUGGAGCCAUCCAAAGCGAAUUUUUUCCCGGCCAUGACGAAGAUCGUCGGGACUUUGGGCCCACGCUCCCGUUCGCCGGAAGUUAUUUCCGCUUGCCUUGGGGCCGGGAUGUCUGUUGCAAGAUUUGAUAAAUUCACUCUCUUUCUNUCAUGGGGCAAUGCUGAAUAUCAUCAGGAGACUCUGGAAAAUCUGAAGGCUGCCAUCAAGGGCUCUAAGAAACUGUGUGCUGUUAUGUUGGAUACUGUGGGCCCUGAGUUGCAAGUUGUCAAUAAAAGUGGAGAAGCUAUAACACUUAAGGCAGAUGACAAUGUUAUUCUAACUCCUGAUCAAGGUCAAGAAGCUUCGUCUGAGAUUUUGCCUAUCAACUUUGCUGGACUGGCCAAGGCUGUGAAGAAGGGAGACACCAUUUUUAUUGGCCAGUACCUAUUUACAGGAAGUGAAACCACUUCUGUGUGGCUCGAGGUAAAUGAAGUGAAAGGCAAUGAUGUGGUUUGCAUUACCAAGAAUUCUGCAACAUUGUCUGGAUCAUUAUUCACAUUGCAUGCUUCUCAAGUUCGUAUCGAGCUGCCAACUUUAUCUGAAAAGGAUAAACAGGUUAUCAGCUCAUGGGGUGUUAAAAACAAAAUCGAUUUUUUGUCAUUGUCUUAUACACGUCAUGCAGAGGAUGUUCGACAGACCCGUGAUUUUCUAUCCAAGCUUGGUGAUCUUAGUCAGACACAAAUUUUUGCUAAAAUUGAAAACGUAGAGGGUUUAACCCAUUUUGACGAGAUUCUGCAGGAGGCCGAUGGAAUCAUCCUUUCUCGUGGGAAUCUUGGAAUAGAUCUUCCACCUGAGAAGGUGUUUUUAUUUCAGAAAUCCGCCGUUUACAAAUGCAACAUGGCUGGAAAGCCAGCAGUUGUGACUCGUGUUGUCGAUAGUAUGACCGACAAUCUAAGGCCCACUCGUGCAGAGGCAACUGAUGUGGCCAAUGCCGUUUUGGAUGGAUGUGACACGAUUCUUCUUGGGGCCGAGACCUUACGUGGGCUAUACCCUGUUGAAACUAUUUCUACAGUGGGCAAAAUUUGUGCUGAGGCCGAGAAGGUUUUCAAUCAAGAUCAAUACUUUAAAAGGACCGUAAAAUUUGUGGGCGAGCCCAUGACUCAUCUUGAAUCUAUUGCAUCUUCAGCUGUCAGAGCUGCCCUUAAAGUGAAGGCUUCGGUUAUCAUAUGUUUCACCUCAUCCGGAAGGGCUGCCAGAUUGAUAGCCAAGUAUAGACCAACAAUGCCUGUUUUAUCUGUCGUCAUCCCUCGGCUGAAGACAAAUCAAUUGACGUGGAGUUUCAGUGGUGCAUUCGAGGCGAGGCAAUCUCUCAUAGUACGAGGUCUUUUCCCUUUGCUCGCUGAUCCUCGUCAUUCGGCUACAAACAAAACAAACGAUUCAGUUCUAAAAGUGGCACUCGACCAUGGGAAAGCCUCGGGAGUGAUUAAGUCACACGACCGAGUUGUGGUUUGCCAGAAAAUUGGAGAUGCAUCGGUAGUGAAGAUUAUCGAGCUUGAAGAUUGAAUUUGAAAAUGCCUCGACUGUCAGAUCGAGUGUCCUGUUUUGAUUUUUGCUUGACGAUCAUAAUGCCGAUUGCCAUAGAAUUGAAUGGUGAUUCUUUUUUAUGGAAAUUUAUUUCCAUAAUUCAACACUUGAAAAGAAUAAGAUUUUUGGGCUAGAUUACUGAUGGAAACAGGGGAUGAUUAUGAUUAUGAUUAUGAUUAUGAUUAUGAUUAAUGUUAGUGCCCUUCUGAUUCUGGCUAAGGAUCAAACGUGGCAAAAAUUGUUGUAAUUUUGAUAUUUAUGGAAAUAAUGAAAUAUGGUGAUUGUACAUGUCACCAUUGAGGAUUGACGACCAAAAUUUAAGAGAUACAGAAAGAUCGUCUCAGAACUUGGUAUAACUUUUGG
Messenger RNA from Striga asiatica, 2336 nucleotides. The record is from the annotation of a GenBank genome assembly. NCBI's taxonomy places the organism in Eukaryota, Viridiplantae, Streptophyta, Magnoliopsida, Lamiales, Orobanchaceae.